Molecule: messenger RNA, 2172 nt
Organism: Malassezia japonica
Lineage: Eukaryota; Fungi; Basidiomycota; Malasseziomycetes; Malasseziales; Malasseziaceae
Exons: 1
Coding region: 1-2172 (723 amino acids)
Source: RefSeq, a predicted model, not a curated record
AUGAGCCGACUGGGCCUGCGGGGACUGGGCCGCGUGCGCUGCGCGCCGCGUGCGCUGCGUGGCGGCCGCUGGGUCUCGUCCGUGACACCAGCGCUGGAUGUGGGUGCGCUGCGCGGCACACUCCAAGGGACCGCGCAGCUCUUUGCGCAGGACUCGGCGUGGCACGCACGCUUGGACGCGGCGGACGUCGCGCUGGAUGCGCCGAUGCGCGCGCGGCGCGUCGCGUUUGUAGGCGCCGCAUCGAGCGGCACGGCGCAGGUCGUGGAUGCGCUCCUUGCCGAGCCGCACGAUGCUGGCGUCUCGCGGGCGCUCCAAGCUAAGAGCGAGGCGGCGGCGCGCACCGACCGCGGCCUCGUGAUCCGGUACGGCGAGCAAAGCAGCGCAGAUGACACGCUCCUUGUCCCGCUGCCGUGGCUGCGCGACGGGCUGGAAAUCGUCGAAAUGCUCGACCCGACCGACAGCGCCGAAAGCCUCGAGACGCUCUACGGCGCGGACGCCGUUUUCUUCGUGACGGACCUCGAGGCGAUGCAGGGCGUGCUCGCACCGGUGCCGGCACAGCGUACCUUGGCGCUGAUCGAGCGCUUUGCGGGCAAGCCCGAGACAUCGGUACUGAUCAAUCUCCCAUGGCGCGCAGUCGGGCCCGACACUCCGGCGCCGGCAGGCGCAAGCGUCGCCAAGGCGGCCGAGAUGCCAGACUGGGCGGCACUCGGGCGCUCGGUCCGCGCCACACUCACUCCACGCAUCCUCAACCUGCUUGCGUCGCAAGCCGCGCCGCUCGGCAGCGCGCCGCCGGGCGUCCAUGUCGUCUCGUCCAGCCUCGCGGCGCAUGCCAAGGCGCUGCUCGCGCCGCCGCCCGCGACAGCUGCGCCGGACGGCGCGGCGCGUACGCCGCCUGUGCGCGACGCGUGGCUCGCGUUUGCGGACGACUUUCGCGCAGCGCGUUUUCCGCCGCUCUAUAAUGCCGUCGUGCGCCCGUCGGACCCCACGACGCGCGUUGCGUACCUCGCUCGCGCUGCGAUCGAGCAGGCGUCCGCCGCUGAGGCCGCCGAGGAAGAGCGCCUGCGCCUUGCCAACGGCUACGCCACCGUCCUUGCGUCAAGCGCCGAGCUGGCCAUGAGCACGCUCGCGGAAAAGAUUGUGCCGGACAGCGCGGGCAGCGAGCUUCCGUCGCCGGCGCAUGUGCGCAAAGGCGACGCGUCCGCGUCAGUCGCCGGCUUCCUCGCCGACUCGCGCCAUGAGGUCGAGGGGACGCUCGCGUCGCGCUUUGCGUGGUACAAGCUGCCGAUGCGCAUCGACGAGCUGCGCCUCGCCCUGCUCUACGCGGUCGGCCGUAGCUUUGGCACGGACCAAGAGGUGCGCCUCGCGUACGAGGCCGGGCAGCUGCGCGCGCUCGCAGCCACCGAGACACAGCGCACCGCCGACUCGCUCGCGGACCUCGCGCGGGGCGAAGAGCAGGCGCGCGCACAGCGCGACUCGGGCGCACUUGCAGACGCUGAGCCGUCGUUUAACAGUGCUACGCUGCAAAAUGCGCUCGGUGCGUUCCGCGACGCACAGCUCGCGCCGAUCCUCUCGCCGACGUGCCUCUCGGAGCCGGUCGUCCGCCGGCGCCGCCAGCUGCUCGAGGCCGGGGGGCCGAUCGACCAGCUGACGGCACGGGCGCAGCGCGCGACGCUGCACGUCUAUGCGUUCCUCGGCACGACGUACACCCUGUGUGGGUACGGCGCACUGGCGCACAAGCGCCUGCACGUUGCAGCUCCGGCGGAUGCGCCGCUGCCGGUGCAGACAUGGGCCGACUUUUCUGCAUCGUCCUGGACGCCAUGGACGCCGCCCGCGUUCUUGAGCGAGCUUGCGGGCUAUGCGGACGUGCUGGCCAUUGCGCCGAGCACCGCGGGGGGGACGGCGCUGCUUGCGACCGCCGCCGCGGCGUGGUACCUGCAAGGGCGCUGGGCGAGCGCCAAGCGCAAGUUCUGGAAGGACUGGGACCGCAUCGUUAGUGCCGUCGACCGCGACGCCAAGAGCGAGGUCACGGCGCUGCUCCGCUACGUGUUUGGCGCGCCGCUUGGCGCGUCGCGUGCGCUGCGUGAUGCGGCUGUCGUGCGCGCGGUAGCGCACGAGGAGCGCGUCGAGCAGCUGCGCCGCGUACGUGCGGCGCUGCCGGACGAGCGGAAAUAG